Molecule: messenger RNA, 2461 nt
Organism: Fukomys damarensis (Damara mole-rat)
Lineage: Eukaryota; Metazoa; Chordata; Mammalia; Rodentia; Bathyergidae
Gene: Zdhhc6
Product: zinc finger DHHC-type palmitoyltransferase 6
Exons: 10
Coding region: 759-2000 (413 amino acids)
Biological process (GO): protein palmitoylation
Cellular component (GO): Golgi apparatus
Molecular function (GO): protein binding; palmitoyltransferase activity
Source: RefSeq, a predicted model, not a curated record
GCUUGCUGCGGCGAACCUCCCGGAAGCGGCUGUGGCGGAGGCUGCGCAGGAGGCAUGCGCGGGAGAGUAGCUGCGAGGGCGCUGGCGGAGACGGGCGGGUCGGGGCAGGUGUUGCACUUCUGCCUGUAACGACCAGGACUUACUUUCUGCUUGCUCUGAACUGAAGGAGAAAAUCUGUUCCGGGUGAGCCCAGGCCGUCCCCAAAAUGCGAUGGCUGAGGAGCGGACACUAAGAACCAGACUGAGGUGGGGGUCAGGCAGGAAAUGCAACCACGAUUUUGGCGGUCUUCGUCCCAAAAUCGAAUCUCCAAAAUGUUGAAACCAGGCUCACUUACUAGGACUUUUCACCCUUGAGUGAAGGUUUCUGAGCGCUCUGCUCCAUGACACGGGUGGGAAACUGAGGCACAAGGCAGCGGCAUCAGUUGCGUGGGAAUCUCUUAUUACCUGUGUAUCUCAGCGCCUCUUCCCGCAGCUCACUUCAGAUCAGUCAGAAAUACCCUUCUGCAAAUGACCUGCCCUUCCCCUCCCUCGCUCUCGGAGGCUUUUUUUUUUCCAAAUCUCAUUGACGUUCACUCACACACUAUCUCAGUCAUGAUUUCACACUCGCACACACAACUCUGUCCUCGAAAUCUCCUUGUUUACACUACUUUCCUACUUUAUCUUUGGCCACGGGAGACUGAAUGGUGUUGUUUUGGAAAUGUGUACACAGAAAAGAGAAAUCUGUAAUUCUUUAGAAGUAGGAAGGCCUUCUUCACCAAAAUGAAUACAUUGUGCUCAGUUAUCAAGUUUGAAAAUCUCCAAGAAUUAAAGCGACUGUGUCACUGGGGUCCCAUCAUAGCCCUUGGUGUUAUAGCAAUAUGUUCUACGAUGGCCAUGAUUGACUCUGUGCUGUGGUACUGGCCCUUACAUACGACUGGAGGAAGCGUGAACUUCAUCAUGUUGAUAAACUGGACCGUUAUGAUUCUUUAUAAUUACUUCAAUGCCAUGUUCGUUGGUCCUGGCUUUGUCCCUCUGGGGUGGAAACCGGAAAAUUCUCAGGAUAGCAUGUAUCUCCAGUAUUGUAAAGUCUGCCAAGCAUACAAGGCACCACGUUCCCAUCACUGCAGAAAAUGUAACAGAUGUGUGAUGAAGAUGGACCAUCACUGUCCUUGGAUCAACAACUGUUGUGGUUACCAAAAUCAUGCUUCGUUCACACUGUUUCUCCUUUUAGCACCGCUGGGUUGUGUCCAUGCUGCUUUCAUUUUUGUUAUGACCAUGUACACACAGCUUUAUAAUCGGCUCUCUUUUGGGUGGAACACAGUGAAGAUUGAUAUGAGCGCAGCCCGGAGAGAUCCCCUUCCGAUUGUUCCCUUUGGAUUAGCUGCAUUUGCUGCCACAUUGUUUGCCUUGGGAUUAGCUUUAGGAACGACUAUAGCCGUUGGGAUGUUGUUUUUUAUCCAAAUGAAAAUAAUUCUCAGAAAUAAAACUUCUAUUGAAUCUUGGAUUGAAGAGAAGGCUAAAGAUCGAAUUCAAUAUUACCAACUUGAUGAAGUCUUUGUUUUCCCUUAUGAUAUGGGAAGUAGAUGGAAGAACUUCAAACAGGUAUUUACAUGGUCAGGGGUUCCUGAAGGAGAUGGAUUGGAGUGGCCAGUUAGAGAAGGCUGUCACCAGUACAGUUUAACAAUAGAACAGUUGAAACAAAAAGCAGAUAAAAGAGUCCGAAGUGUUCGCUAUAAAGUAAUAGAAGAUUACAAUGGUGCCUGCUGUCCUCUGAAUAGAGGAAUCAAAACCUUCUUCACGAGCCCCUGCACUGAAGAACCACGAAUACGAAUACAAAAGGGGGAGUUCAUUUUAGCCACAAGAGGGUUACGAUACUGGUUAUACGGAGACAAAAUUCUUGACGAUUCCUUUGUAGAAGGUGUGUCAAGAAUAAGAGGAUGGUUCCCUAGAAACUGUGUGGAAAAAUGUCCCUGUGAUACUGAAACAGAUCCAACCCCAGAAGGCGAGAAGAAAAACAGAUAGCCACUGUUCAAGUGAAAUUAUUCUUUAAUUCUGCUUCAUUACUUGAAAAUUGUCCAUAUCACUAAAGAAUUAUGCAACAAGCCUACUCUGGUUAACAUGUUCUUUUCCUCAAAGGUGCCCUAGUGCCAUGAUUUAAAUAUUUUUAUUACCAUUUUGGAAUGGAAAAGCCAUUCUGUGUAAGCCUUUGAAUUCCUACCCCUUUUUAUCACCUCUUCUUCCCCUCACAAUGAAAAAUGUUUCACCUAAGUAGCUAAUUGUGUUUCUUCUAAAUUUUUCUUCAUGCACUGCAUACUAUGGACUUCACCUGCAGAUAUAGUUCCCCCUUUGCCAGGAGCAUCUGCAUGUGAUACUUUUUGUUUCCUUCUCAGUUGAUAUUCUUAAAUGUUCUAGAUACUGUAAGAACUUGUCAGAUUCAGUAUAAGCUCAAAUUUUGUUACUUGUCUUUUAAUAAUGCAGAUUUU